Messenger RNA from Zasmidium cellare ATCC 36951, 387 nucleotides. RefSeq lists its product as uncharacterized. The record is from RefSeq and is a predicted model, not a curated record. The transcript is spliced from 3 exons. Gene Ontology annotation, cellular component: cytosol. Bases 1 to 387 code for a protein of 128 amino acids. Lineage: Eukaryota; Fungi; Ascomycota; Dothideomycetes; Mycosphaerellales; Mycosphaerellaceae.
AUGGGUGUUGCGGAUGCCAAGUUCCCGGCCUCGCAGGCCUUCGAUGAGAUCGCCAACGCGCUCUCCGACCCAGCCGCCAAGAAGGACGCCAUCAAGCAGGGCGCCUCGAUCUUCGGUUUCACCAUCAAGAACGCAUCCGGCGAGGAGAAGUCGUGGUAUGUCGACCUGAAAGAGACUGGCACUGUUGGCCAAGGAACCGCACCAGAGGGCAAAAAGGCAGAUGUCACCCUCGUUCUCUCCGAGGACAACUUCGGCAAGCUCAUCGACCAAAAGGCCAACGCACAGAAGCUAUUCAUGAGCGGCAAGCUGAAGGUCAAGGGCAACGUCAUGAAGGCCACCAAGCUCGAGCCGAUCCUCAAGAAGGCCCGACCACAGUCGAAGCUUUAG